This is a messenger RNA of Soboliphyme baturini, 1257 nucleotides long. The record is from the annotation of a GenBank genome assembly. Lineage: Eukaryota; Metazoa; Nematoda; Enoplea; Dioctophymatida; Soboliphymatidae.
GGUUCAUUAGGCUCCAAUGCUUCGACGAGUACCGAUGUAUGUUCCAGAUCGAGGAUGAACGGCUCAGAUGCGCAGCAAAACAACGACGACUGUCCGAAUUUUACACCAUGUGAAGGGUCUAAAAAGUUUUUGAAUUUUAGAAUUCCAAGGCGUAAGAUGACGAAAGAAGCUAUGCGCAGAUAUCUGUCCGAAGGAGUAGACUGCAUCGUUACUAUUUUUCAUGCCAAAGUUGCGCAAAAAUCGUACGGGAAUGAAAAGAGAUUCUUUUGCCCUCCACCUAGCGUGUACUUGCUCGGCGAAGGCUGGAAGCGUAAAAAGCAGCAGAUCGAGUUUCUGAACAACCCUCACAAGCAGGUUCAGAAGAUUACCUCCAUUCCUCAUGCCUCGAAUGUUCCUGGGUCCGCUGUCAGUCUGUUGCCGUGCAGCGGCGCGGAAGACCCGCAACAGUUGAUCAAAGACAGCAUAGCCUCUGAUCUCAUUGCGUACAUCGGCAUUUGCGAGUCAGAGCAUGAGAAGCAGCCAUUGGACUUUUCUUCAGGCAAGAGCUUCUGUGCGGCUAAAACUUUGUUCAUCAGUGACAGUGACAAAAGGAAAUACUUCGAACUGGAAGUGAAAUUCGUCUACGGGUGCGGUUAUGAACUGGGCGUCUUUCCGUCGCAGCGCAUCAAAGUGAUCAGCAAGCCGAGCAAGAAAAAACAGUCGAUGAAGAACACCGAUUGCAAGUACCUCUGCAUCGCCAGCGGCACUAAAGUUGCCCUAUUCAACCGCCUUCGAUCUCAGACCGUCAGCACCCGCUAUUUGCACGUCGAAAACGGCCAUUUCCACGCCAGCAGCACACAGUGGGGUGCAUUCACCAUCCACCUUCUGGAAGACGACGAGGAAGAAUCAGAAGAGUUUGUCGUCAAAGAUGGGUACAUUCAUUACGGGUCUACUGUGAAACUGGUGGAUUCUGUGAGCGGCAUCGCUCUACCGCGGUUAAUCAUUCGCAAGGUGGAAAAACAGUGUGCGAUGUUGGACAGCGACGAGCCGGUCAGCCAGUUGCACAAGUGUGCGUUCUACAUGAAAGAAACGGAUCGCAUGUACCUCUGCUUGGCGCAGGAUAAAAUUAUUCAGUACCAGGUAACUGAAGUGGUUUCGUUUCGUGUUUUCACUGUUUGCACAUUCGUUUUGAACAUCGAGUCUUGCCUUCCUAUCAGCCUCUACCACCUUUUUAGCAUUCUGCAUUUGGUCACAAGUUUAAAGUCGUUGCGCGAUUAA